AUGUCGGAUGGUAGAAAAUCGUAUAUCCUAGGCUGCGCAAGCGCUGCCCUAGGAGUUCCAAACCUUCCUACGUCACCUUUGAUAUCCACUUUCCUAGAUAUACCAGAUUUCGCAACCUUGCAAAUCAUCUAUUCAAAUGAAGCUUCAUUUUCCCUUACUCUGGGUAAAAAAUAAUUCUACCUCACAAUUUUUUGUUAAAAAAUUAUUUUUAGCUAAUUCUAUUAAAUUUUAAAGAGCUUGCUUUCUAGAUACAAAUUUUAUAAUUAAUUUUGUUCAAAUAUUAAAAAAUUUCUAAUAUAAUUCUGUUAAAAAUUAGGAGAGGGAGCUAAUAUUCAGGCUUAUCCAGAGACAGCGCGCGAAGUUCAUUUUAUCAAACUAGUUCCUCGUGCAUUGAAUGAGAAUGAGAUGAUUUCAAGCGUCAUUAUGGGGACACUCGGGAGCAACCCACUUUCAGCUCUUCUCAGAAACCUCAAAGCAGUUACUCAGCCUCUAUUGCAGACUGGAAAUGUUGACAGCCACCUACAAAACUUGGCUAGUGAACUUGAAGCUGGGCUUUCUUCAAUGCUGAGACAAGGGCCAAGAGGAGAAUCAGUUGACUCAAUUUUAAUUCCUGCUGACGAAUUUGAAUACUGGGCAAGCGUUGCUAAUGACUUUCGAGGCUCUCAAGCAGUCCAAGACCAAGCUAAAACUUUUGUGACUUUAUUUUCAAAAAUUUCUAGACAAUGGAGCGAAAUUUCAACGCUGAGUUUUUCAGAAAUCCACGACCUGCUAGAGCAAACCCUUGACGUUUUAGAUUCAGUAUGGAAAGAAAAUAGUGUACAAGCAUACCCACAAGCCAGGAUGGAUAAGCUCUUUAACGUUAUCGCUGAAGCUAUUGCCAGAAAAGUCCAAGACUCAAUCCCUGACUCUCAACUUUGGGGCUCUGAGUUCUCAAAUGCCAGAAUGCUAUUAAAAGAAGCCCUAAAAGCUUGCGAAAGAUGGAUCGAAAUCAUGCAUGAGCUUCCCAACAACUACUGGCGAGAAGAAAGAAAAUGGGGUAAAAAGCUCCCCAAAAGCGAAUAUUUAAUGGCCUUUGCGAUGAGGCUAGAAGAAGUCCUCACACUGAGAACCCAGCAUGAUGAGCUUAUCCUUUUAUUAUCCCAAGAAGACCAGCGCCGCUUUAAUGUAGAAAAGACUUUUGACCCUUUCAAAAGAGUUCAGGCCUUCUUAGUCAACCCUUACACCCAGCCUAAAUGGGACGAAGCCAAAGCCAAAUAUGACAGCAACAUGCAAGUCAUUGAAGAAGAAAUUGCCAACAAGCUUAGAAGAGAAGUCCUACAAGUCUCAAAUAUUUCCCAACAGAUGAGGGAUUUCCAAAAAUGGCAAGGACUUCUAAGCCGCCCAAACAUCGGCAGGUCUCUUCAAAGCGAAAGAGAGCAGAUCCUUAACCAGCUCUGUAUACAAGUAGAACAAAUAAGAGAAGAAUUCGAAAGCAGGUCAGGCAUGAAGACAGAAAUAAUCCCAGGAAUGGAUAAGCCUCCUCAAGAUCUGAACAUGUCCCCAUUGGUCGGCAGCAUUGUGUGGGCUAGAGGCUUACAACAAAAAAUCGCAAGAAUUUUGUCAUCAGCUGGAGCAUUUUUAGCAGAUCUGGGAAGCAUUGGAAGACUAAAAGAUACAUGUGAGCAGGUCAGUAAAAUCCUGGUAGACUUCCAGAAGCAGCAGUUUAAUAGCUGGAAGGCGAAUAUUGAAGGGGAUAUUGAUAAUAGAAAUGAGCCAUUAGGGCUAGAAAUCACUGGAAAAAUGAUGGAGCUGGACUUAAGCGAUGGGCUGCUUAAGGUCAGCUAUUCUGAUAAACUUGUGCAGCUACUCAAAGAAACCAGGCAGCUUGCAGAGUACGGGUUCAGCAUUCCAAAAAAGCUUAAAGAUGUAGUAGCCACAGGCAAAAAAUACUAUAAAGAAGCAAUCACUCUUAAAAGAGUCGCUAACUUCUACAACUCAAUGAGCUCGCAAAUUAUCGACUCUCAGAAAAAGCUACUAUUAGGCGAGGCUAUUGCUUUUGAAGAGGUCGUAAAGUCAGCUAAAAACUUAAAAGAUGGCAAAGUUACGUGGAAUAACCCAGUUGACGUCGAAGAGUACAUCCAAAGAGUUCAAAAAGCAGCAAAUGAUUUAACGACAGAAAACAGAAGACUGAGAAAAGCCCAUUUCGGGAUAAUUGAGCAAAUUGGUGAGCUUGAAAAAAUUGACUUAUUAAGGCACAGACAAAUGUGGAAAGAAAAACUCGACGAAAUUAGAAGAGCCAUUAAUACAAUUACAGCUGAAAAAAGUGAGGACGCAGCCAGGGCAUGGAAAGCUGAUCUCGACAAAGAGCUUUUUAAAAGCUUAGAAGUCCAAUAUAAAAAUGGCUUAGAAAAUCUGACUGACAAUUUGCCUGAAAUUAAAGCUGAUAUCGUGUUUGCGAAUAAAACUUUGCAGUUUAGACCGCCGCUAGAAGAACUUAAGGCAAAAUACUAUAAAGAAAUCAAGCUUUUUAUAUCCAUUCCUAUCACUUUUCAAGGACUUGGAGGAAACCCUGAGGUAUAUAGAAAAAUGCCUGAUAAAAAUUCAGAUGGCCUUUAUACAGUUUAUUCUAAGGCUGAAGCACUAUUUGCUGAACUAAAAGAGCUGCUAGGGACUUACAAGCCUUGGGUUGUGCUGGGAAAAGUUAAUAUUGAUACAAUGGUAGAAGAGCACGUUAAAGAUGUAAAUGACUGGGAGGCUAACUUUAGGAUGCUGAAACAGAAGCGAAAAGACGUAGAAAAGCUGCAAGAGCAGCAAAAAGUCCAUUGCUUUUCUAUAUCAACAGCUCCUAUUAAAUCGUCGAUAGAAGAACAGCUUCAAAGACUUUCAGAAGCUCUGAUUGUGUCCCUUAAAACUUCUAUUAAGACUGACAUUGACUAUCUCGACGAAUUCCUCAAAUCAGCCAACGCUAAGCUUACUCAGCGCCCUCAAAGCGUAGAAGAAAUCGCCAAAGCCCAGCGCGAAGCCUUAGAAGUCGCAGGCCAAAAAGAAAAAACUUAUAAGCAGUACCAGAACCUUGAAGAAAAAUCCAAAAUGCUUAAGCAGCUCACAGGAGCCAGCCCAAACCUUGCAAUAAUUUCAGAUAAAUGGAAAAACUUCGAAGUUUCUGUAGAAGCAUUUUCAGAAGUUAUAGAGCAGCAGCGAGAAGUAGUCAAACAAGACAUCGCGAGAAGAGGCGAAGAACUCGCAUCAGCUUUAGACAAGUUUGCAUCUAGAUGGGCAGCACUUAAGCCUAACUCCCCCCCCAUCCUUGAUCGAACGACUCGCCAUCGUUCGAUCAAGGAUGGGGGUUAAAAAAAAAUGUUUUUGGGAAAAAAAUUUUAUAUAUAAAAAUAAAAUAUAUAUAUUUUUUUUAUUUACUUUUAAAUAAAGAGAGUUAAGAGUAUUUAAUAAUUAUUUUUUACAGCAGAAAAUUGAAUUAAUAUCAUAAAAAAAUACCAUUUUUAAUAUUUUGAUUUAUUAGUUACCCUUUUAAGCUGUAUAAAUUUUAAUUUUUUCCCUUAUUAAAUUAAAUUUUUUUUUUUAAAAAUUUUAAAGAAUCUCUAUAUUUAGAUUAUUGAGUUUUUAAGCCUAGGUUGAUGACUAAAGCACUUCGAAUGGUUGAUUCCGAAGCUUUCUCGUCUCAAAGUCUCUAAAAACAACUUCAUUAGGUACAUUUUCCAAGCUUUUGAUAACUAUUAUAUUUUUAUAUAUAUAAAAAUUGUUAUGAUAUGAAAAUCGUUCGAUCAAGGACGGGGGUUAAUUUCCCCAAUUUUUAGGAAUUUUUACAGUUAAUCGUUCGAUCAAGGAUGGGGGGGAAGUAAACAAAUUGAUGAGCUUGACAUGCAGACUGCUGUAGAAAACGCAGAAAAGGUAAAAGAGUGGAGAAAUGACUGGCAGCAGCUCAGUGAAAGAAUAGGGAAGCUCAAAGAGGAAUCGGAACAAUUCAAUAUGCCGAUAAGAGAGUUCUCGACAAAAGAUAUUGAGGCAGAAAUCAUUGAGCAAGAAUCCAAUUGGAGCUUGUUUGAAGAGUUCAGAACAGAGCUAGGCAAGCUUGGCGAAGAAGACUGGCUUUCCUUCAGGUCAAAACUUUAUUUAUUCCAAGAUUUCUUCUUACUCCCCCCCCCCUCGAAGUUCGACCAAGAUAUAGGGAAAAUUCCCUAUUUUUUUGUAAAAUUAACCCCCCUCAAAGUUCGACCAAGACCUAUGUAAAAAUUUACUAGGAAAAUAAGCAAUUUUUCAAAAAUUUUAAAACUAUGUGGGGGUGAGCUUGCGAUUUUUGUAUUCAAGUUCUAAAAAAGCGUUACAAAACCAUCUUGCACUAUUUUUUCUUACCCUUACACCCUCUCAACCAUACAGAAGAAUAUGAUAAAUUUUUUUUUUUUAACUAUUAAAUUAUAUAAAAACAAUUCUAUAUAAUUUUUUUUAAAAAAAAUUUUUCUUAACCCCCUCGAAGUUCGACCAAAAAAAUCUUGGUCGAACUUCGAGGGGGGGAGUUAGCCUGGACUGAAAAAAUCAAAGGCAAAACCAGAGAUGCAGUAGGCAGAUUUAUCAGCACCCAAAUCGAGCUCUAUAAAAGAGUCUGGCCUCUUCUUAAGCUAGCAACUGGGGAAGGCUUUGAAAAAGAGCACUGGAAGACUUUGUUUUACUAUUUAAAGCUCCCUAAAGAAAUCUCGAUGGAGAACUUGAAAUUCAAGCAUUACAUUGACAAUUCUGCCUAUAUGAUAGCUUCUGCAGACCAAAUUAAAGAGCUCCAAGCUAGAGCCCAAGGAGAAAUCACUAUUAGAGAAGCCAUCCACGAUUUAAGGGUCUGGUGUGAUGAAGCUGUAUUUUCAUUAUACGAGCAUAUACAAAAUGACAGAGUCACCCCACUUAUUAAAGACUGAAAAGAGCUUUUGACUCAAGUCAGUGACAACCAAGCCUUGCUUUCCUCGUUAAAAGAGUCACGAUUUUUCCAAAGAUUUGCAGAUCAGGUCGAGCAGUUUGAGUCAAAACUGUCGUCACUGGAUGACUAUUUGCUGAAAUUGAGCAUAAUCCAGAGAAAAUGGGUAUACUUAGAGCCGAUUUUUGGAAGAGGAGCUUUGCCACAUGAGCAAGGAAGAUUUAAACGAGUUGAUGAUGAGUAUAGAGGAAUUAUGCUAGGAGUUGGCUCUGAUCCAAGAGUUAUCAGCCUUUGCAGCAUCCCUGGGCUUAAAGAUACAUUGGAGACUUUGCUUGACCAGCUAGAAAGAUGCCAGAAAGCAUUGAACGACUAUUUAGAAGAAAAAAGAUCGAAAUUCCCCAGGUUCUAUUUUAUUGGUGACGAUGAUUUAUUAGAAAUUCUAGGCCAAGCCAAAAACCCUAAAGUCAUCCAAACCCACCUGAAGAAAUUAUUUGCAGGUAUCCACAGAGUUGAAUUUGAUAACAGUGGGACUAUCAUUGCAUUUUUGAGCUCCGCAGGUGAGCGAGUUGCCUUGCAUACUCCAGUACAAGUGUUUGAUGAUGUCGAAAUAUGGCUCGGGCAGCUCAGCAAAGAAAUGCAAUCAACGCUGGCCAGAGACUUAUUAGCGUGCUUAAGAAUUGAAGACAUCCAAAGUGCUUUAAGAGAGCAGCCAAGCCAGCUCUGCUCUUUAAGCGAAGUCAUCCGCUUCUCAAUGGACUGUGCCAAAGCUAUUGAAUCUAAUGGUCUACAAAAGCUGAAGCAGUCCUUAGCCCGUCAGCUCUCAAACCUUACAUCAACACGCUACACUGACCAGUUAUUGCUUUUAAAAGUAAAAAGCUUGAUUUUAGACCUAAUCCACAACAUGGAAGUCACUGAUUUAUUGAUCGCCCGCAGUGUAAACUCAGUCCACAACUGGGAUUGGCACCGCCAGCUGAAGUUUGUUAUGAACAAUGAAAAGCUUUGUAUCAUAAACAUGGUCGACGCCCAGUUUAACUACACCUACGAGUACCAAGGAAACGCCCCAAAGCUUGUGCAUACUCCUUUGACUGAUAAAUGCUAUUUGACUCUAACUCAAGGAAUGAUGAUGGGGUAUGGAGGAAACCCUUAUGGCCCAGCAGGAACUGGUAAAACUGAGUCAGUAAAAGCUCUAGGCCAAGCCUUCGGCAGACAAGUGUUAGUGUUUAACUGUGACGAAGGAAUUGACUUUAAAUCAAUGGGGAGAAUCUUUAUUGGGCUCGUAAAAUGCGGAGCGUGGGGCUGCUUUGAUGAGUUUAACAGGCUUUUAGAAGAACAAUUGUCAGCUAUUUCCCAGCAGAUUCAAGUUAUACAAUGGGGCAUCAAAAAUGGUGAAAAAACACUGGAACUGUUAGGAAGGACUAUUGAAAUUAACUUAAAUGCAGGGAUCUUUGUAACCAUGAAUCCUGCCGGAAAAGGCUAUGGUGGCCGUUCGAAGCUACCUGACAACUUGAAAAUGCUUUUCAGGCCAGUUGCUAUGAGCGUGCCUGAUAACGAACUUAUUGCGGAAGUUUUGCUAUUUGCAGAAGGAUUCCAAAACGCCAAAGAACUCGCUAAAAAGCUUGUAGAGCUCUUUAUCCUUUCUAAACAGCUAUUAUCAACCCAAGAGCACUACGACUGGGGACUGAGAGCUCUCAAAACGACUCUUACGAUUGGUGGACAGCUAAUCCAAGCCGAAAGAGCAUCCAAACGAGACAUUUCAGCUGACAGAGAAUCUAUUUUACUAAUCAAAGCAAUCCGUAUCAACACCUUGCCAAAGCUCACAUAUGCAGAUUUACGCAGAUUUGUCCCACUUGUAAGCGAUAUCUUCACUGGGACAUCAAUUGAAGACAUACAAUAUGAAGAGCUCGAAAAGGCAAUCCAGCAGACAAUUCAAGAGUUUAAGCUAGAAAACUCAGAAAACCAAGUCGCGAAAAUCCUGCAGUUCCACGAGGCCACUAAACAAAGAAUGGGAGUUGUCCUAGUCGGGCCAUCUGGGUGUGGUAAAUCAACGAUUUGGAAAGUACUGAAAUCUUCUCUAGAAAAGCUAGGCCAGCAGAUCAUAGUCCAUACAAUGAAUCCAAAAUCAAUGCCACGACAGCAGUUACUUGGACAUAUGGACACUGACACCAGAGAAUGAAAUGAAGGCGUCCUCACAGCCGCAGCCAGAGAGUGCGUAAAGCAGCCAUUAGAGGUCAGAUCUUGGGUCAUCUGUGAUGGUGACAUUGAUCCUGAGUGGAUUGAGUCCUUAAACUCAGUUCUUGACGACAACCAUCUCUUAACCCUCCCAACUGGAGAAAGAAUCAGUUUUGCGGACAAUGUAAACUUUAUUUUUGAAACAAAUGACUUGAGGUUCGCUUCUCCUGCAACUGUCAGCAGAAUGGGGAUGAUCUUUAUGAGUGAAGAAGACGUGGAUAUCAAUAGACUUAUCACUUCGUGGCUGAAGAAACAGUCAGCUGAAGACCAAAGCAGAAUGGAGAGAUGGGUCGAAGAAAUUUUGCCGAUGGCGAUUGACUGGACUUUGCAUUAUUCAGAAGAAAUGGCUGUCAAGACUACUAAGGUAGGAACUGUUAUGAGUGCACUGUCAACAAUAGGCGGCUCUAAAAGUAAAGGAGAGUUUGUGUACAAUGUACUGAGAGGACUUGGCUCGAAUUUUGCUAUAGAGUUGAGAGAAAGGUUUGCAAAAGAAAUUUUUGCGAGGAGUAAAGAGCACCCUGUAGAAGAAAAUAAGCCACUAAACAGCUUUUAUUCAGAAGCUACAGGAAAUUUCAAAGCUUUUGUGUCAGAAACUGAGAAAUUUGACCUCAAUGAAUUUUCUGACCCGUUUGAUCCACCAAUUGUGCGUACAGUCGGAAUCCAAAGAGAUAUUGAGCUAUUUAAGUCUUGGCUAGAAACAGGCCAGCCAUUUAUAGUGGUCGGCCCUGAAGGCUGUGGAAAAAGCCUUAUGCUUAGGUCUGCCUUUAAACAAUUAAAAUCCACCCAAGUUGCUACUCUCCAUUGUAAUGCUCAGACAACAGCUGGACAUGUGAUACAAAAACUGCUUCAAGUUUGUGCGCAAUCUUCAAAUGCCCAAGGCAGGCUAUUAAGGCCUAAAGACACCUCUCGUUUAAUUCUGUAUCUCAAAGAUAUCAAUUUGCCAACUCCAGAUAAAUACAAUACAAUCCAGCUUAUAGCUUUUCUCCAGCAGAUUGUGACAUAUCAUGGGUUUUAUGAUAACUUAGACUUCGUCAACCUAGAAAGAAUCCAAAUUGUAGCUAGCAUGAACCCAAGCUCCACUGUAGGCCGCCACAUGCUUUCUCCUAGAUUCACCGCAAAUGUAAGAAUUGUAUGUGUGGAUUAUCCUACACGAGACGAGCUUAUCCAUGUUUACACUCAAUACUUGAAAAAUAUAGUAAAGGCCCAAAACAUCGCUGGAAACCCUGACCAAGCUGCAAGACUAGCCCAAUCAAUGGUAGAUCUAUUUGUAAACGUGAAAACAAGAUUCCCAUAUGAUGAGCACAGGCACUAUUUAUUUACACCUAGAGACGUAACACAAUGGACUUUCAACCUGCUAAGAUAUGAAGCCAAAAGCCCUCCUCAGCUUCACGAAGUAUGGGGAUAUGAAGCAGUUCGAGUAUUUAAAGAUCGACUGGUCUCUAGAGAACAUUCAGUCCAAUUUGAUGCAAUCUUAAACAGCCAGCUGAGAUCUGGGCUUGGCUAUAAUGAAGGAAUUAAAGCAUUUUUCUUGACGUGGUCUUCAACCCAUGAAGCAGCUAUUAAAGGUAUCCCAGGCAUGGGCCGUGUGUCUGAAGAAGAUCUCAGAAAAAUAAUCGCCAGCGGUCUGCUUGCCUAUGAGCGAGAGUUCAGAGAGUUGCACUUCCACGUUUUCGACGAGUCUAUGAGCAACAUCGCUAAAGUAAACAGAAACUUAUCAGUCCCAGGCGGGUGUAUACUAAUGGUCGGAGAAAGCGGCGUCGGCCGAAGAAGCACAAGUCUCCUUGUCUCCCAUAUGCUGAAUCUUCAAUUUUUUUCACCAAAUAUCACUAGAGAAUAUACUGAUAAAGAGUUCAAGCUGAUAUUAAUUAGAUGUUUAUAGUAUCUAGAAAAGGGGGUUUGCCAAAGCUAGUGGCGUUGCCCGCCAUCAUGCAGCUUAAAAUGGCACGCCAUAUGAGCAGGCAUCAAAUUGUCGUGCCACUCAGCUCAUGUACAAUCCCGCCUAAAGGUCACCCGAAUGUGCUGAGAAGGUAAGUCUUAAACUUUCUAAAUAUCCAAAGGAUUGAGACAGGAGGAUUUGCACCCUUCCCUAUACUUAUUAUACUUAUCAGAUGUGACUAGAUAAGAUUUUUCAGGAAACCGAACCUCAUAAUAAUAAAAUGAGCUCAGGAAGAAAAUUUCACCUAUGUCGCCAUUUAUGAUUAUAAUGAUAAAGAGUUCAGGAAAGACUUAAAAUCGGUAUUGCAAAUAGCUGGAGUUGAGGGGAAAGGGACUGUGCUGUUUUUGGAGGACUAUCAAUUGGUUAGGCCUGAGUUCUUGCAGCUGCUGAAUAGCUUAUUGGGAGGUGGAGAAGUGCCUGGACUCUAUGCAACUGAAGAAAUUGAGCCUUUAUUAGCACCUUUGGCUGACCAAAUGAGGCAAGAGGGCAAAUGUAAAACUUUGUAUGAGUACUUCUGUAGCUUGGUCAGGAAGAAUUUGAGGAUUAUUCUAAGUUUGGAUCAUUCACAUCCUUUGUACUCUGUAUAUACUGCUAGCAACCCUGCACUAUUUACAAGAUGCUCUAUCCUCUGGCUGCAGCCAUGGAGCAAAGAAAGCAUGAAUGCUAUUGCCCAUAUAGAACUAGGAGAACAAAUUCAAGAACUGCAUGAUAAGCAAGAAAUCGUAGAUUUAAGCAUCAAUAUGCACAAGUCAGUACCUAAAUCAGUUAUGAGAAACUACAUGGAUUUACUUAUUCCCUCUCCUAAGAGAAAAAUAAGUUAAAUUUGAUAAUAUAAUUCACUUGAAAAAUUUAAAAAAUCUCAAUUCGCAAAAUAGAAAGGAAAAAUGUAUUCAAUAAAAUUUCAUUUAAUAAUUUUCUAUAGAAUAAUUUUAAAAAAUUUUUUGCUCACUGAUUUUUUUUCCGUUAUUUUUCACUUGUUAGCACAAGAAGUUAAAACCUUCAGAAACAUCGUGAAAAGCAAAUUCUCCUCACAAGGAGGACAAAGCAGCCAUUUGAAAGCUGGUCUUGGGAAGCUAAAAGAAGCAGAAACACUGGUGAAUGACUUAAAAGUUAAAGCAGAGCAUCAAAAGAAGCUGCUUGCCACAAAGCAAAAAGAAGCAGAUCAAGCUUUAGAACAGAUCACGAAAGCAAUGGAAAAGGCAGCAGAGUCUAAGCAAGAGCAAGAAGUCCUUUCAAAGCAGCUUCAAUCAGAAAAUAUCAAAAUAAAUGAACGAAAAUCAGUAGUCGAAAGAGAAAUGGCUGGGAUUCAACCUAUGCUCGAAGAGGCCCAAAAAGCAGUUGGCUCGAUUAGAAAAGAAAGCCUGGACGAGCUCAAAGCUUUGAGGCUGCCUCCAGAACCAGUCCAUGAUGUGCUAAGUGCAGUUCUCAGACUGAUGGGAAAUUACGAUUCGUCCUGGAACUCUAUGAAAGAGUUCUUAAAAGGCCGAAGUGUUAUCAACAAUCUGGUAAACUACAACCCAAGGCUUAUAACUCCAGAGGUCAGAAACGACGUAUGGGGACUAGUCAAUAAGAAAGCUUCCAGCUUUGAGCCAUCAGUAAUCCAACGAGCCUCUGUAGCAGCCUCACCUAUGGCAGCCUGGGUCCAAGCCCUACUGCAGUACUCCUUAAUUCUUGAAAAAAUCCGACCACUUGAAGACGACUUAGAGCGUGCCACAAGAUUAAUGGAAACUUCCCAGAAACGUAUGAUGGAGUGUGAAGAGCAGCUCGACGGCCUUGGAAAAAUGGUAGAAAGCCUCCGCAGCAACUUCUCCAAACGUACCUCAGAAGCUGAGCAGCUGAAAAAUGAGCUCAGCAUCGCGGAAGGAACAUUAAGCAGUGCUCAAGACCUACUAGGAAAAUUAAGCGGCGAAAAAGGUAGGUGGGAACAGCAGCUAAAAGAACUUCAAGGUAACUUAGACAUGAUGCCAAAGAAUUCAAUGGUCUCUGCAGGCUUUGUAACUUAUCUGUCUCCACACAGUGAAGAUAUCAGAGAAAACAUAAUGAAGCAGUGGAAAGGGUCAGCUGGGUCACUUAGCUAUGACUUCCGAAAGUUCAUGUCUUCAGAAAGCGAAAUGCUCAGAUGGAAAGGCGAAGGACUUCCUGGAGACUCUUUGUCAAUGGAAAAUGCGAUAGUCAUUUUUAACUCAAGCAAAACACCUCUUAUAGUAGACCCAGCAUCCACAGCGACAUCAUGGCUAAAAACACAAGAAGCAGGACAGCUAGAAGUUCUGAACCAAAGCGAUGUGAGGUUUACAAGUCAGCUGGAGCUUGCAGUAAGGUUUGGGAAAACUUUGAUUAUUCAAGAAAUUGAUAAGGUUGAGGCACUUUUGUUCCCACUUUUAAGGCUAGAUUUAGUAAAGCAAGGGCCAAGGUGGAUGGUUCAGAUUGGAGAUAAGCUAAUUGACUACUCAGAAACGUUUAGGCUGUUCUUAUGCACAAGAGAUUCCCAUAUUGAUGUACCGCCAAAUGCAUUUUCUGUGAUUAAUUUGGUGAAUUUCACUGUUACAAGGUCAGGACUGGAAGGACAGCUACUGAGUAUUAUUUUGAACCAUGAGCAGCCUGAACUGGAAAAACAGAAAACAGAGAUGUUGGCUAAAGAAGAGCAGCUAAAAGUGCAGUUGGCGACUUUAGAAAAGCAAUUAUUAGAAGAAUUGGCAACAGCUGAAGGCAAUAUUUUGGAAAAUAAAACUCUUAUAGAAAGCUUAAAUAGGACAAAAGAAAGCAGCAUCAGCAUAUCAGAAUCCUUAAACAAGUCUCAUGAGCUGCAGUUAUCAUUAGACGAGCAAAGAGAGGUUUACAGGCCACUGGCUUCGCAUGGAUCAACCAUUUUUUCACUGCUCCAGGAUUUGCAGAAAACGAACAAUAUGUAUCAAUUUUCAUUAGAAAGCUUCCUUAGGAUUUUCUCAAAAGCCUUGAAAUCUCAAAAGCCAUCCAACAACCUUCAGGUCAAACUUGACAACUUAGGACGAACUUUAGUCCGCUUGGUCUAUCUAAAUGUAUCAAGAUCACUAUUUAAGAGCGAUAGGCUUAUGUUUGGGCUUCACUUUAUCAAAGGAAUCAAGCCAGAGCUAUUCGAAGUCAAUGAAUGGGAAUUCUUAAAAGGAGAAGUCGCAGUAACCGGUGAUGCUGGGCGUCUUUUCCCUAACUGGGCUUCAGAAGACAGAAGAGACGAAUUCGGCAUGUUUGGCGCCACCUUGCCUAGGCUUAUCAACAGCAUUCAAUUAGACAACAAUGAACUGUGGAGGUCAUGGGGACAGUCUCCUCAAUGUGAGCUCGAAUUUCCUUCACAAAUCCAAAGCAGAGUUUCCCCAUUCCAAAAAUUACUACUAGUAAAAGUCCUCAGGCCAGAUCGUCUUGAAAGUGCAAUGACUCUCUUUGUAAGUGAAGGUCUUGCUGAAAAAGACAUAAACCCCUCCGCUCUCUCUUUGCAAGAUCUAUACAAAAAUGAAACUUCGUCAAUUGAGCCUGUGCUACUUAUUGUGUCACCUGGGUCUGAUCCUACUAAAGAGCUAGAAGAGUUUGCAGAAGAAGUCGUAGGAAGGGCUAAAUACCACCAAAUGGCUAUGGGUGGUGGUCAAAAUGAAGAGGCACUAAAAGUGCUGAGAGAAGCUGCCCACAAAGGAGACUGGGUUUGUCUUAAAAAUCUCCAUUUAGUUACAAGCUGGCUGCCUUCAUUAGAAAAAGAGCUGAAAAUCUUAAGACCUCAUGAAAACUUCAGACUGUGGCUGACUACCGAGCCUCACUUAAAAUUCCCAGCCAUUUUAUUGCAGUCUUCUCUAAAAAUUACUUAUGAGUCGCCUCCUGGGAUCAAGAAAAACAUGCAAAGAACUUACCAAUCUUGGACCCCUCAGUAUAUUGAGCAAGGCAACGUUUUGCGAGCACAAGCAUUAUUUGCAUUGGCCUGGUUCCACGCAAUAGUCCAAGAAAGGAGAACUUAUAUCCCACAAGGAUGGUCCAAGUUCUAUGAGUUUUCACUGCCUGACUUAAGAGCUGGGGCUACUUUACUCGAAAAAAUCCUUGAAAGAAACCCUGUUCAAUGGUCAGCACUCAAAGGUUUAUUAGAAAAUGCAGUCUACGGUGGCAGAGUUGACAAUAUUUUUGACUUAAAAGUGUUAAAUACCUAUCUUGAUCAGUUUUUCUCCCAGCAGACUUUUACUAAUGGGCAGCUUUCUCCUGAGCUGAGACUUCCCAAUUCUAAAAAUUACAAUGAUUAUAUAUCGCUUAUAGACAGAAUGCCAGAUACAGACUCCCCAUCACUAUUUGGGCUUCCUUUAAAUAUUGACAGGUCAGUCCAAAGGUUCAAUAGCUCCAAUGUAAUAAAACAGCUAAAGCAGUUAUCUGCAGUCAGUCAAGAAGAGCUAGAGUUUGACAGAGAAGAAUGGAGCAUUAAGCUUGGCCCACUUUGGAACUUGUGGCAAACUUUGCAAAGGUCAGGAGAGAAGUUUAAAGGGAAUUUAGCAGAAAGUGACGAUCCUUUAGAAAGUUUUGUCUUCAUGGAAGCAAAAUAUGCCUUCAAAAUGCAAGAAAAAGUGCAUUUGGCGCUAGACGGAAUCAAUAAAGUAAUUUCUGGACAAGGACUAUUGACUAGUGAUAUGGAAAAUGACGCCAAAGCCCUGCUACAAAAUUUAGUCCCUGAUAGUUGGUCUGAUAUGUGGGAAGGACCGUCAAGUCCUGUACCUUGGCUUAGAGCUCUUGUGAGGCGUACUAAUGCUCUGAAAAAGUGGGUUGAAGGGAUGAGGAGCGGAAAUUUAUUUUCUGACUCAAUUGCUUUAGGAGAGCUAUUCCACCCUGAAACUUUCUUAAAUGCAUUGAGACAGCUCACUUCAAGAAAGCUGGGAACUCCUAUGGAGCAGCUAAAGCUGAUGACCACUUUUGACUCACAAAUGCAAAAUGGGAUGCAACUGAAAGGCUUGCUAAUGCAAGGAUGUGAGUUUUCUAGAGGAGGGUUGACGGCGCCAAGCCCUUCAAGCUCAGAAUUGAUGCCUUUGCCUGUCUGCAGUAUUGCCUGGGUAAGAAGAGAUGCGAAGGAGCCGUAUGAAGAAAAUGCUGUGAAAAUUCCGCUGUAUUAUUCGCUUGAAAGAGAUAAGUUGUUGUGCACUUUGACACUGCCAAAUGCAGGGAGAGCUGAAGAGCGCAUUAUCAGUGGAGCAGCUUUAUUCCUUAUUGGUUCAGAGUAG
This is a messenger RNA of Blepharisma stoltei, 14278 nucleotides long. The record is from the annotation of a GenBank genome assembly. Lineage: Eukaryota; Ciliophora; Heterotrichea; Heterotrichida; Blepharismidae.